Messenger RNA from Patiria miniata (bat star), 750 nucleotides. RefSeq lists its product as uncharacterized. Lineage: Eukaryota; Metazoa; Echinodermata; Asteroidea; Valvatida; Asterinidae. The transcript has a single exon. Bases 1 to 750 code for a protein of 249 amino acids. The record is from RefSeq and is a predicted model, not a curated record.
AUGAAUGUCAUUUACCUGACGUUCAAGAACUAUGGGCUCACCGUGGCAGGGGACAAGACGGUCAGCAUGUCCUGGAACACGCCUGAGGAGACGCGCAACAGCAAGAGCUUGAUCACAGUCAGAGGGGAGGACCUGGGCAAUGUCCGGACCUUCAAGUACCUCGGGCACGUGCUAGCCGACGACCCAAACAAGCUGCAACACAUCACCCAGCAGAUCAGCUCUGCAUGGGCAAAGUGGGCGGAAAUAAAGGACGUCCUGACGGACAAGGAGGUGAAGAUGACAACACGGGUCCGGAUGCUGGAGGCGAUGGUGCGCAGCAGACUAGUCUAUGCAGUGCAAACCGAACGACUCCGAGCCUCCGAACGAGACAAGCUUGACAGCCUGUGGAUGAAUUUCUGCAGGAAGCUAGUCAAAGGCAGGUUCAGCAAGAAGAAGAACAUGGACGGUGAGGACACCUACGUGUACAAGUAUAACGCCAGCGAGAUACUGAAAAUCUGCCGGACAUCCCGAGCGAGCGAGUUUUGUCUAAAACAGCACGUCAAGUACAUGGCGCACAUUACUCGCAUGCCCAACUCAAGCGAGCAGAAACAGUGGCUGUUCACCAAGGCUGUGCAUAAAUACACCCAGAACCAGUGGAUAGCCCUCGGCCAGGACCUAGGCGGACUGGACGAAAUGCACGUUAGGCGCAUGCUCUUCAACUGGAAAGAGCUCAAUGCGUGGCUUCGGCGCCACGAAUCACAAUGGACGUAA